Cygnus olor (mute swan) is the source of this 13354-nucleotide messenger RNA. It is a transcript of the gene SHPRH, whose product is annotated as SNF2 histone linker PHD RING helicase. Gene Ontology annotation, molecular function: ATP-dependent chromatin remodeler activity; ATP binding; DNA binding. Gene Ontology annotation, cellular component: nucleosome; nucleus. Lineage: Eukaryota; Metazoa; Chordata; Aves; Anseriformes; Anatidae. Gene Ontology annotation, biological process: DNA damage response; protein polyubiquitination; nucleosome assembly. The coding region runs from base 406 to 5496 and encodes 1696 amino acids. The transcript is spliced from 31 exons. The record is from RefSeq and is a predicted model, not a curated record.
CCGUUGGCGACCGUUGACAACCGUUAGUGGCCGUUGGCGACCGUUGGCCCCACUCCCCUCCUCGGGCCGGCGCCGCGGGGGGAGCCCGGCCGCCCCCUCCCAGCCGUGGGCCCCGCGGGGAGCGCCUCGUCCCGGCGGGGCUCGACUCGGGCAGCCCCGUCCCGGGGAGCGUCCCCUGCCCGGGAGCGCGGCCCGGGGUCCGGCCACGGCUGGGGAGCGGCGGGGCCCGGACCUCAGGCGGGGGGAGCGAAAGCGGAGCCGGCGACGCAGGAACCCGGCUGGCUGCGAUGUCCUCUGUGCGCAGAAGCUGAACUGGUAUGGAUGUGUAAAUAUUUUCCCGUCUUUGGUGACAAAGAAGCUGCUGUAAUAUGAGAGUCUGAAAAUAGCAUUGAGAAAAACGACAAAAUGAGUAGUCGUCGAAAGCGUGCACCUCCAUCAAAAAUAGAUGAUGUGAAGAAAAAACAGCUCUGCUGGAAUAUGCAUGAAGACCGGAGAAAUGAGGUGAUAACAUUAGAUGAUGAAAUGACCAAUGAGGAUGAUGUUCCAGGCCCAAGCACUUCCUCUUCGUCCUUCAUUGUUAUAAAUGAUGAUAGCACUGAUGAGGAUCUCAGUCAAAAAGAAGACACUGGUUCAAAGUCUGUUAAGUUUUUUACUGUUAACGACGAAGAAGACUCUUAUUCCACCUUGACUCCUGUGUCGGUACAGCUAAAUAUUACCGUCCUGCCGUACCGUGCAGAUGGGUCCUGGAAAGCUUUGUUGGGAGAAUUUGCUCUUUGUCAUCCUUCUGAGCAAAUUCUAGCUGAGGAAUUCCAUGAAAGGGGCUUUACUUUGAUGAGAGGAGACUCUGACGAUCACCUGCAGGUCUGCGUCCAUAAAAGAAGCGAAGAAGAGUACAGUAAUGAAGCAAAAGAAUACCUGGGUGCUUAUGAACAAAUUAUUAUGGUGGAACCAACUUUAGGUGGUGAAAUAUUGGAAGGCUUGAGAUGGUUGCAAAAGAAAAAGAUAAUUGGCCUUUAUCAAAGACCUGCAGAGGCUCAAGCUUUAAAGGUUGGAAUUUACCUUCUGGAAGCUGGGCUUAGUAAACCUGAUUUUCUCAGUGAUGGAGGUGGAAGACCCAAAAAAGCUAAUCAGCUGAUUCAAAAACUCAUGGAAAAGUUCUAUAGUUUUAUAAUUCCAGAUGUGCUGGAGGAAGAUGAAGAAGAAUCUGACAUGGAACUCGAGCGCCAAAAUAUCGAGGAGCUUUACGACUUUGUAAGGCAUACCCAUCAGCAGGAUAUCCAAUUGCUGAGAGAGGAUGUGCAGCAUCCUGCCUUAAUUCCCAUUCUGAGGCCAUACCAAAGCGAGGCUGUGAAUUGGAUGCUUCACCGAGAGAACUUCACAGGCACUCCAAGCAGUGAAAAUGCACUGCACUUCUUAUGGCGAGAGGUCAUCACUCUGGAUGGAGUGAAAAUCUACUAUAAUCCAUUUACUGGCUGUAUUAUCCGUGAAUAUCCAUGUGCUGGACCUCAGUGGCCUGGAGGUAUUUUGGCAGAUGAGAUGGGUCUUGGAAAAACAGUAGAAGUGUUGGCUCUUAUUCUGACUCACACCCGACAAGACAUUAAGCAAGAUGAUCUGACAUUACCUGAGGGUAAGCUUGUGAACUUCUUUGUUCCACCUCAACCUUUAGAAGGAAAUAAAAAGAAAAAAACAAGGGAAAUGGAGCUGAAAUUGAAAGAAAAAAUACAAUAUCCCAGCUUACGAGUGAUGGUAUUAGCAGCUGUAAAGGAGAUGAAUGUGAAGAAAGGAGUAUCCAUUAUUGCAAUAUUUAAGUAUAUCAGUGCUGUCUAUAGGUAUGACGUACAGAGAAAUAAACGUCUUCUCAAAAGAACUCUAGAAAAACUGAUUGCAGAACGAGUAGUGGAACAAGUCAAAGGACAUGGUCUGGCUGGGUCUUUCAAGCUAGGAAAGAAUUACAAGGAACAGAAGAGACGAGAGAGAACCAAAGAACAGAUAGCAAGGACUUCAGGAAGGAUUCAGAAGAAGCAGUUGACUGAUGCUAAUAGUCAAACCAAAGAAUCAAAAAAUAGUGAUGUCACUUCUGAAAAUGUCCUUAAAAUCCCUUUACGAGUAGAUAUCGCCACAGAAGAACAUGAUUAUUGUGCAACUAGGAAAAACAGCCAGAAAUCUGAAGUAGAUCACGAGAACUCUGUCAAAGAGAAUGAUGUUCAGCAGGAAGCUGUGGUCCCAAAGUCUCUUGACUUGCAUGGCAGCCUCCUUGUUUCCAGUGAUAUUAGCAGUCAUCCUGCUCGUGAUGUUUCUAAAAGUAAAGCUGAAGUCAAACAGGAAAUUCCAAAGGACCAAUCCUCACAUUCCCAAGAACAUGCCAGCAGUAGUGUGCAGCAUGCAAGUUCUGUAUUUCCAUUUAAUACCUCUGAAUAUCGUUUUGAAUGCAUCUGUGGUGAGCUUGGAUUGGUUGACUAUAAAGCUCGCGUGCAGUGCCUGAAGUGUUCUUUAUGGCAGCAUGCGGAAUGUGUAAACUACAAAGAGGAAAACUUGAAGAUCAAGCCCUUUUACUGUCCCCACUGCCUUGUGGCAAUGAAACCAGUUUCCACAGGAGCAACUCUGAUAAUUUCUCCAAGUUCUAUUUGUCAUCAGUGGGUAGAUGAGAUCAACAGGCAUGUGAGAUCAUCAUCUCUUCGAGUUCUGGUGUAUCAAGGUGUGAAGAAGCAUGGCUUUUUGCAGCCGCACGUGCUGGCAGAGCAGGAGGUGGUUAUCACCACAUACGAUGUCCUCCGCACUGAACUGAACUAUGUAGACAUACCCCACAGCAACAGCGAAGAUGGGCGCCGUUUCAGGAACCAGAAGCGGUACAUGGCCAUCCCAAGCCCCUUAGUAGCAGUGGAGUGGUGGAGGAUCUGCCUUGAUGAAGCACAAAUGGUUGAAUGUACUACUGCAAAGGCUGCUGAAAUGGCACUCCGUUUAAGUGGAAUCAAUCGCUGGUGUGUCAGUGGCACUCCUGUGCAGCGAGGAUUAGAAGAUCUGUAUGGAUUGGUUCUUUUUCUUGGAAUUGAUCCUUACUGGGUCAAACAUUGGUGGGACCAGCUUUUAUAUCGACCUUAUUGUAGGAAAAAUCCCCGUCCUCUGUACAGUUUAAUUGCCAAGAUAAUGUGGAGAUCAGCAAAGAAAGAUGUGAUUGACCAAAUUCAAAUUCCGCCUCAGACAGAAAACGUACACUGGCUUCACUUUUCUCCUGUGGAGAGACACUUCUAUCAUCGCCAGCACGAGGUGUGCUGCCAGGAUGCAUUGGCAAAACUCAGGAAGAUUUCAGAUUGGACUCUUAAGCUUAGCAGCCUAGAUAGAAGGACCGUGACAUCCAUUCUGUACCCUUUGCUGCGGCUGAGGCAGGCCUGCUGUCAUCCGCAAGCUGUUCGGGGAGAGUUCUUGCCAUUACAGAAAAGCACCAUGACCAUGGAAGAACUGCUAACAUCUCUGCAGAAGAAAUGUAGAACAGAGUGUGAGGAAGCUCACCGUCAGUUGGUGUGUGCUCUUAAUGGCUUAGCUGGUAUCCAUAUCAUUAAAGGAGAAUAUGCAUUGGCUGCAGAACUGUACAGAGAAGUGUUACGUUCUUCUGAAGAGCACAAAGAAAAGCUCAAAACAGAUUCCUUGCAAAGACUUCAUUCUACACACAAUUUGAUGGAAUUGUUGGCAAAGCACACAGGAAUUCCUCCAACUUUGCGUGAUAGCCGACUUGCAGAAGAGGCAGAACAACUUCGACAGCAUUAUAUGAGUAAAUCAAAUGCAGAAGUUGCAGAAGCCCAUCAGGCUUUACAGCCAGUUUUCCAGACCAUUCGGGAGCUCCAGAGAAAGAUACGUUCUGGUUCUCCUUGGUGGCUGGAUGUCAUCCAGACUGCAAUACAGUAUGCCAUUGAUGAGGAACUUGUUCAACGUGUGCAGAAUGAAAUAACCAGCAACUACAAACAGCAGACAAGUAAACUCUCCAUGGCAGAGAAAUUCCGUGACUGCAGAGGCCUUCAAUACCUGCUCACAACCCAGCUGGAUGAAGUGAAGAAGUUUCAGAAGAUUGUAAGAGAAGCAGUGAAAAACUUAGAAGGCCCUCCCUCAAAGCAGGUUAUUGAGGCUGCCACUAUCUGCCAUUUGCGACCUGUUAGACUUCCACUUAACAACUGUGUCUUUUGUAAGGCUGAUGAGCUGUUCACAGAAUAUGAGUCGAAACUCUUUUCUCAUACUGUUAAAGGCCAAAUGGCUAUAUUUGAAGAGAUGAUAGAAGAUGAAGAAGGGCUAGUUGAUGACCGUUUGCCCACCACAAGUAGAGGACUGUGGGCAACCAGUGAAACUGAGCGUGCCCUGAAAGCUAUUCUCUCCUUUGCUAAAGCUCACCGGAUGGAUGUUAAGCUAACUGAAGAAGGUAGCAUAUUUCUGGAACUCUUUGAAGCAUGGAAAAAGGAAUAUAAGUUACUUCAUGAAUAUUGGAUGGUGCUAAGGGAUCACGUGUCUGCUAUUGAUGAACUAGCAAUGGCUACAGAACGGCUGAGGGUGCGUCAUCCUGAUGAGCCAAAACCAAAUCCACCAGUUCUCCACAUCAUAGAGCCACAUGAGGUAGAGCAAAAUCGAGUGAAACUUCUGAAUGACAAGGCAGUUGCUAAAUCACAACUACAAAAGAAAUUAGGACAACUGUUGUAUCUCACUAAUCUGGAGAAAUCUCAGGAUAAAACGACUGGGGGAGUUAAUCCAGAACCAUGUCCAAUCUGUGCACGUCAACUUGGAAAACAGUGGGCAGUGCUGACAUGUGGACAUUGUUUUUGUAAUGAAUGUAUAGCUAUCAUCAUAGAACAGUACAGUGUCGGCACACGCCGGAGCUCGAUUAAAUGCGCCAUUUGCAGGCAGACAACAUCUCAUAAAGAAAUAUCAUAUGUCUUUACUGCAGAAACUGCAAAUCAGGAGGAUGAUAUUCCUGUAAAGGGGAGUCAUUCUACCAAAGUGGAAGCUGUGGUUCGAACGCUGAAGAGAAUACAAUUUAAAGAUCCAGGGGCUAAAUCCUUAGUUUUCUCAACGUGGCAAGAUGUAUUGGACAUAAUUUCAAAAGCUUUGUAUGACAACAAUAUGACUUUUUCUCAAAUCAAUGGAAUUAGUAAGUUUCAGGAAAAUCUCUCUGCAUUUAAAUACGAUCCCAAGAUCAAUAUUUUGCUGCUGCCCCUUCAUACUGGUUCCAAUGGACUAAACAUAAUCGAAGCGACUCAUGUUCUGCUUGUGGAACCCAUUCUGAAUCCUGCACAUGAGCUUCAAGCCAUUGGCAGAGUACAUCGUAUUGGCCAGACAAAAUCUACAAUUGUUCAUAGAUUCCUGAUAAAAGCAACAAUAGAAGAAAGAAUGCAGACUAUGCUGAAAACUGUAGAUAGAAGCCACACAAGCUCUUCCAUGAAACAGUCAGAAGCUUCAGUUCUGACAGUGGCAGAUUUGGCUGACCUUUUUACAGAGGAAACUGAAGAACUUGAGUAAAAACAUUGAUUUGACCUCGUGAUAUCAGAAAGUACCUGAUCUAAUAAGCACCUGUAUAUAGUCCACUUGAUCUGUCAUUCAUUUAAAUACCAUCUAACGUGUCCUUAAUAGAGCUAUCGGAAAUAGAAAAGUCUUCUAAUUGUUAACAUUUUAUUCUGUGGUGACAUUCUUAGCAGCACACGUUUCUGAUAGCACUGGAGAAAACUUGCACUUUGCACAUUAAACAAAAAUCUGGAUUUUAUUUCCAAAGAACAUUUGAGCUGGAUGUUGAAACUGAGAUCUUGAACUGCUGGAUUUUUACCAUCAGGUUGGAUUGGUUAGUGAUUCAGUAUGAGAGCAAAACUAUGUGGGUGGUGGGGUGGGAGAGGGAAGCAGAAAAACACAAAUCUACUUUUUUUUUACUGUACAAAGAAUUGUUAGGAAGAAUGACUGUAAAUUAAUAUUCUUCUAGAAAGGGCUUCUAGGGUUGUUAGCAUUUAAUGCCAAGCUACUGAAUGUCUUACUGGUAACACUUUAAUCUUUAUUAAUCAUUUGGAUAUUUGUAUUAGGCUUUUAGAUAUUCAUAAAGACUUGUGUGACAAAUUUCGUUGUUAAUGCUCACUCACUACAAAAUGAUAAAUUAAAUUAUGCUUUUUGUAUGUGUGUUGGUCUGGAACUCCGUUAAACACUUGAACAUAAUGUACAUGUUUUUCACUUACUAUUAAAACCAUGACUACUUUAGUGCUUUGUUUAAACAAAAAAAAAAAUUGUUACAGAUUUUUUUAAAAAAAUAAUUGGUUAAGCUGCAGAUCACUUUAUAAACAUUCAGUGCUUAUGUACACUUUCUCCUCCUGAUUUUUUUUGUCUAUUUGUCCCUCUCAAAGAUGCAUCAGUCUAAAUAUUCAAAAUAUGAGAUUAAGUUAGGCAGUCUAAAUGGUAGGUACCUAGUCUAAGUUAGUUAAUCAGUGAAGGGGUGAAACUUUUGCAGAAUUUUUCAUCUUUAUGUGUGUGAGAACACUGUACACUAUCUCAGCUGACUAUAGAAAGAGUUUAGAAAACAAAUCUAGGCUGACUUUUAAGAUGCUGAAGGUAGGCAAGAUAAAUUCUAAACCUUUUGGCAUAGGUUAUGGACACACAUUUACUUAACGUCAAGCAAGGUCAGUUACACAGUGUUAUGUUUAGAGAAUGUGAAAAUGUAUGCAUAAGCAACAGGCUACUUCCUUCAGAGUACAGUAUUUACUGUUUUAGCAGACAGUGUUUUUUGUAUAUUUUAGAAAUCUUACUUGAGAUUAACUAAAAUGAGUCCUUUAAGAAAUCUCAGUGUUAGAAUUUUUAUUCUUAUGCCUGCUAAAUAGACUUGCCAUAUAAUUCUUGUUUUUCUGUUUUCAAGAACGUUUUAUUUAAGUUGCAACUGGUAGCCUUUUGGGUAUUAAGCCUAUCUGCAUGGCAAACAGAUUUUCCUUUGCUGACACCAAAUGUGAAUUGAAUUACAUGACUAGUAUUGCAUCAAGAAGUCCGUCUUUGGCAUUCUGUUGUCCAUCUGGGCCAAUUAGAUAACUUAUUCUAAAGACUAUUUCUGUAAAUUUACAGACAAUGAUUCUUUAUUUCCUGUAUUUGUAAUAUGUACUAGUCAUAUUUAUAUAUUUUGUUUUGGGGAUCACUGUUUUGCAGAUUACAGUUUGCAGCAAGGGAAAUUGAGUACAUAGUAGACUUUUUUCAAUGAGAGUGAUCAAACAGUUUGCACAGACUGUGACAUCUCCAUCCUUGAACGUAUUUGGAACUCAAAUGACACUGAGCAACCUGAUCUAGCUUCAGAGUUGGCCCUACGUUGAGUGGUGUGUUGGACCAGAUGACCUCCAUGGAUCCCUUCCAGCCUAAAUUAUUCUACAGUGUAUUGGAGAUCACGCUGUACAGACACUCUAGGAACUUUAAGGGCAGCAACAUUCCAGUUUUCUCAUCAUCCUCAGAGAAUUUCAAUACUGUACAAUGUAAUGUGGUGGAACAAGGAGCUUCUGUUCACUGUGAGAAAUUAUAUAUCUGUUUAAAAAAUGUGGAAGCAAAUAAUGUUUACAUUCAUAGCUCCCAUUUUAAAUAGCUUGUUGUGGGAAUAAUCAUUGUCAGAAGCAAACUGAAAAAUAUCUGCUGUGAAAGGUUUCCUAAGCUCUGCAAGUUCUUGGCUUGUUUGUAUAAAGAUGGCUGUUUAAAUGUUUAUUUACAAAAAUGUGGGGUUUGGAUUCCAAGCCAAAAGCAUAGCUUCUCAUCAAGCAAUGCGUGAGAUGGUUUAGUCCUGACUGUUUUUUAAUGCUUACGUAACAGCAUGCAAUGCCAGAGACCUGAUUCUGAGCACUGAGGACUGGCGUGCCAGAACCCAGAGCUCUGGAGGCAUAACAUUAAUACACUUCUUACAGUUGUAAGGUUGAAUCAUUGGUGUGUAUGUAGCCAGAGUCGGUAAUAAAAUAGUUUGUACUAAUUUCACAUAAUAUUAAGUACAUAGACUAAAUUUAAAGAAUAAUAUUGAAAAAGAAAUUGAACUGUAAUUUACCACUGUCUGCUAUUCUUUGCAGCAUUUUGUUUCUUUCAAGUGUUCUUUCAGAUGUUUUUAAGACAGCUUGGGAAAUGAACUUAUUUUUCAGUUAAGGCUGCAGCUUGUACAACUGCAGUGCUUUUCUCUUAUUGACUACAGAGUAAGCAUGUUUUCAUGGUGCUGCGAUUUUUGCUCUAUCAGAGCGCUCUUAAAAGACAAUACCUUAGGUGGAAUGAUCUUUGUCUUAUCUUAAUUGUUCUGAUAUGCCAAUAGAAAUGGUGUUUUCCACAGAAAGCAGAAGUCUGCAAAUACUGACUGCAGUAUUUGAGUGGACGCAGUAAUGUACUAGCUUCUCAUGUGUUCUCCUGUGAAAUAAUACUGCCAACUUAUAUUUACAUGUCUUUUCCAGUGCAGUCCCUGUAAAAUGAGGAUCCAGCUGAUUCCAAAGAACUCAACACUAACCUUUCAUCUCUUUCAGUUCCAUAGCUGUAAAAUAACUAAUGCUUUUUUUUCUCUAGUUGGUGAUGAUUUCAGGACAGUUUUCUAUCCAUGUAUAAAAGUUCAAAGCCUUGUAAAAGAGAGCUGCCACCUCAGUUAGGCAUCUGUAAAAGCUUGAUGCAAACAGAAGAUCUUAAUCUACAGAAAACAUCAGUAUUGGAAACUCAGGAGUGCAUUCCCUCAUUGUGUUAAAUUGAGCUCCAUAAAUCUCACUGUGGAUGUUUAAGAUGAGUUUGUAAGUCAAGGGCCAUUUUGCUCUCUAAAUCAGUCUAUGCCAGGAAGACAUUUUCAUCUUGAUUUGUUAGGUAACUCCCUUGCAUGGUAAUGACAGUCCGGGAUAUGCUAUAGUUUCAUGCAGGCCUAAUACUGCAAAAGAGCAUUUGCCUCAGUUUUCUCAUGCAUAUUAAAGAAUGGAUAUAGGACUUGAUGAUGCUUCUUAUGAGAUGGGUCUUCCAAAAACUCUUUUCUGCCAGUAUCUGUAGAUAUUCAAGUUGUCUGCCAGCAGUGUGUCCUCUACUUUAAAAGUAACUACACUUCAAUACAAGUGUGAGUGGGAUCCUACAGAAGUUUUUCAUUAAAACUAUAAUUAGACAUACUUCCUCCUGUAGGAUUCUGUCUGGAUUAGUGGGUGAGGACCAGUUGGCAACUUUCUAGCACUGUCUUUUCUGACACAAACAGUGCAAUCACUGGAAAGAAUACAUGCUGUUCUCUUUCCACCCCUUUCUGCAGUCCUUAUUGACCAUAUUACGCUUUCCAGGAGUCUCAAUUAUUUUAAUAGCAACUAUUAUUUCAUCUAGCUACAAAUGGAACCUGUUUUUUUUUUUGUAACUUAGACGUACUGCUUAAAAUCUACAUGAUGAGCAUGUCUAUAGACAGGCUAGUUGCAAAGCUACUGUGCCUAUGUUUUUCUUCCUUUUUUGGUUGCCUGAAACAAGUACACUCUUUACAAGGUUAUCUGCUAUAAGUUACAGGAAAUUCAUACUGUGAAUGAAAAGGAGACCCAAGCAGUCUGUCUGUCUGCAUGUCUCCCUCCCUCUGUCUCUCGUGGCUUGCUCAGCUUAUUACAAAGAAUGUGUUUGGCCAGUGGAAGUAGAGUAGGUGAGUCACAAUCCAUGAAAUGGCUGCAGUAAAACUAGUUUAGUGUGCCAGAGGAAAAGUGAGGGAGGAAAAUUAGCCUAUUUUUUUUGUUUUUGCAGCUGUAAUAUGUUUACCCCUAUUCACUGAUGAUUUUGAAUUUCAUUCUAUUAAUUUUUGUAUUUCUGGUUUUAUAUUGUACAAAUGGCAUAUAGGAAGGUCUGGUAAACUAAUUACUGAACAAUCAGUGAGGCUUAAAAGUUUUUAGUUCUAAAGUCUGUAGGUUUUGUAUUCAUAAACUGAACACGUGAACCACUAUCACAAGUCCUGUUGCAUCUUCUGUCUUCUCCUCCUCUUCAAAGAAGGACAAAGGUGGGAACUCUUGAGUCAUUGCAUUACUGAUUUCAAGUCAAUCAAAAGUAGUCAUUUUAAAGAGCACAGUCAGCUGAACUUGCAACUUUCAACUGUAGUUAAGGUACUAAGUCAGCUGGGGAGAAAGUAAACGAAGCAGGGUUUCUAAAAACUAGAAUAAACUCUACUUUGAAAAUUGAGUGUGGGAUUUCUGUAAACCUCUGGCUUCAUUUCCUCUUAUAUACAAUAUGUCAAGCUUCCAGGUCUUAAAUCACAAGUCACUUUGUUUUAUGUAUUUAUUCAACCAAGUGUAAGGUCUGAUUGUUUACAGGGUGUUUUAAAAUGUAAGUUGUUUGUGUAAGCUGGCUUAGAUCUUUUUUUGUCUCUUUUCCUCCCAUUUUGUUAUGGGGCUAGAGAGUUAGGAUUCACACUGUGUCACUGUGUGUUUGCCCUUUGUGUGCUAACAGGCCACCAUCAUUUGUUGAAGAACUGUCAAUGAAUCUAGGGUUUCUUGUGACUAUUACUAGGUAAAGGAAGAAAAUCUAGACUGCUGUUCUUGUUACCCUGCUGGUGGUUUGUCCUGUCACUCUCUGAGCAUAAGGCAAUAGCACUUAAACACCAAGGUGUGUUCAGCCAUCUUUAAUGGCUUGUUCUGCACUAAUAGAGCAUACAUAUAUUCAUAUACAUAUUCAGCGUGUGGUCUUGGAUAAUCAAAUGUUUGCUAUCAAAAUUGUGCAUCAGUACAGAGCCAUUACUAUGCUUAUAAAAAUCAGCUUUGGGUUAAGUCAAUAAGAUAGAGAACAAAGAUUAAAGAAAACAGGAAAAAGGCAUUAUAUUUGACAUAUUUAUUGCAUGUUCGCCAACUGUGAAAUUUUUCGUUUUCUUUCUCUCCCCUCCAUGUGAGUGGGCUUUUUUAUUCUAUGCUGUAGGCUUUGAAGAACAAAUGAUGGAGGAAUAGAGGGCAUAUUUGACUGACCACCCACCUUUAUGUCAUCAAACUGGAGAUUUACUUAGGCAGUGUGAAAGCCAACUUAAGUCAUCCUAGGGUGAUUUACUUUAAUUUUAAUUUAUUUAAUUUCCAAAUGCUACAUACUAUGUUGAGCUGUGGAGCCAUAGUUUCUGGGACUGCCUCUUCUAUCGUCCCUUUAGAAACCCAGAUACUGCAACAGGAAAUCUUGGUUGCAAAAAGUUUCUGAUCUGUUCUUAAACAGUGGCCAAUUCCUGAUCACAAAAGAUUUGUAUAGGCAACUGACAGUCAUUCUAAUUCUUCCUUCUCCUAUGUAAAAUAGUGCAAGUUUAUGUUACAAAUGUGUAUGUAACACCUGCAAGUAGAAGUAUUAAUUUCUGUUCCAGCUUCUCCCAGCGUGCUGGAAAGUAAACUAAAGUAGUAGAGGUGCAAAGCUAACAGCUCCUCCCUGCACUGUUUGAUAUGGGACUUUUUUUUAUAUGCGCUCUAUUUGCAGCAAAUAUAUGUAAAUGUGACAUAAGACCUUGCGAAGCACACUGCCAUUCUCCUAGAAGCAUGCCCCCUUCGUAGCACUAUCCUUAUCCUUAAAAUACUACCAAGAGCAUGCUGUGUCUGAUCCAUGCUGGAAGUGGACCAGCAGCUAAGAAAGCACAUGCAUGUGUUGUCUCUCUUCUAGGAAGUCUUAGUAAAGCAAUAUAUAACUUUGUGGAAAUGAUUAUACUGUAGUAACUGCUGCCAUCAUUGUUAGAUUUUGAAAUCAGAUCUGAUGAAAAGACAUUGUCAUAUAGCUCCUCUUACAGAGGUGAAAAGCUCAGAGCAUUUCAUCACCAGGCAGAAAAGAGAUGGAGGGAGUACAUGCGAGUCCUGGCAAUCCUUUCAUACCUGCUGCUACUGAUGUAUCUGCUGCUGUGGGGCAAGACUGGAUGGAGCUGGGGGGAACAAGGGCUUGGGAGAGAGAACUUUUUGAGGAAUAGUUGGUAAAAACCUCCCCCGAGUGCCCUUCUACUGUUCUUCCUGUGGGAGGAAUGAGUCACUGAUAUGAGCAGUGAAUAAACAAAGGGUGACAGAUCAUAAAUGUAACUUAUUCACUGGAGCUCAACAUUCAUCUAAUGCAGUGGCAUGUUUCUGUGUGUUCAUGGUUUGAGAUUAUAGCUGUUUUCCUGCUGAAAUCUUGGGAUAUGAAUAUAGAGGGACUUGCAGUAGUUGAACGAGCAGGAAUAUUGAAAAGUUUUGCCCGUAAUACAUGCCUUAACGUGCACCUAAGAGAAGUUGUAGGACUCUAUAGCCAAACUUAUGCUGUGGAUUUGUGAAGGAUAACACAAAUAUCAAAUGGUUAAAACUGAAAUAAUGCAAAUGUAUAGAGCCCCUGAAACAAACUGUCAAGUUCUGCUUAAUAAAGGAAAGGUAAUUAAUCACUUCUGCUGUAAAUGCACGAGUGUCUCUGAUGGGACAAGACAGUGGACUUUGUAAUUGCCACUCUUGGGAAAUUUUGCAACCAGUGAUCUCCCAUGUCAGCAGAGGCACAGAAGGCCAUAAGCCUACAACAGUCCCAUUGGGCAGGGAAGCAGGGUGGCCAGGUCUUGCCGAAGGUCUAAACCUGCUGUGUCAGAAGAGGGCUGUGCCCAAAAUAUUUGGGGGGGAAUCUUUCUUCUUUGUGUACCUUGAUCAUCAGGCAUCUUGUAAGCAUAGUUUUCCUGUAAAUCUACAAAUCUAAAUUUUCUACAGUUUUUAAUACAUCCUUCAUUUGUUAGCAGGCUGCCACUAUUGAAAAGGACUUUCUGCUCUCUCUGUGGAGCACGUAUUUCUUUUUUGUUACUCAUUCUUAACAAAGGUGGGUGCCUCUGAGUCAUUUAUAGCUCUCAUUAAAAGCCUCUGUAGUAUGAUGCAAGGACAUAAACCAUCAAAGGGUGGACACAGUGGAUGAAGUGAGAGGGGCUCUUCUCCUGCCUAAUGAAGGACAUGCUAUGCUGCUGCUACAGCACAAGAGAAAAACGAACAAGUAAGGGUGGGUCCUGUCCUGGGGGAUCAAUUCUAAAAUAGGUAGAAAAGGCUUUCCAAGUAGGCUUGGUCUCCACUGACUUGGCAUGUUAGGAAUCCUAUUGUUGGGUGCAGGAUGCCAUUUGGUAAUCUUUUUUUUGAAACACUUGUUUCUGUGGAGAAGUUUUAGAACGGGAAACCGUGACCUUGCACUUAAUGUCUUGAGGGAUUCUUUCACUUUCUACUGAAAACAAUAACAAAAAAAACUUGUACUCCCACCAAAGAAAGCAGUUGGAAGGGCAAAGAUAUAGAGUGGUCUUCAAAGAUAUCCUAGCUUUGAACCACAGAGGGAAGUUUGCUGGGUGUGCUUUGCAGCACGUUGUUUGCUGGCUGCCUCCAUGCUGAUGUCUUUAAUUUCAGCAGAUGAUGCUGACAUGGUAGAGGGUGAGUUGUGUAUUUUUCUUGAAGAAAAUACCAUCAUUGGUUAU